ACGUGUCACCUAUUGUAGAGGGGAGGGGGGGCGUUUCUGUUGCAGGUGCAACAGCCAGCUCAGUCUAACUGUACCGAGCAGAGCGAGUCGCUGUGGUCGCUCCAGCUCCGCUCACCUCGCACAGAGCUCAGCACGAGGUCGAAGUGCAACCUGAAAAAACUCGCUCACUUUAAGUCCAUGGCACUUCGAGAAGUUUCCGUCUCGCUGUGUGGACCAAGGAGUCGAGCGUGAGUCCCGAGUCGUUUCCAGCGCUGAGGGUCAGUGCGCUUUUUGAAGAGGGUCGUGUUUGUAGGGAAAGAGCACUUGAAAGACGCCGCUAACCGGCUCUGCCUUCGCCACAGGCGGUGCGUGUGUAGAUAACGGGAGUCUUUCAGAGGACUAAGAGGAAACGUGAGGAGUCAGAAGCGAGAGAAGAGAGGAGAGCGGACAGGCUUCGUAUGCUGAGGAAUGGAGCUCCGAGUCGGAGAGAAACUUGGCACCUUGCUGCCAGCUUUCACGUUUCUGUGGCUUUUCUCAGGUGUACUAGCCCAGCUACAGAUGCCCCAGUCAAAUGUGGAGGUGAUUCAGGGGCAGAUGGCGGUCCUCCAAGCCUACUACGUAGGGGGCAACAUCAAGCAAGCCACUGUUAUCUGGAACAUGUUAGACAAACCCAUUAUGAUUAUUUCCUAUAUGAACGGUAUUAUAAACCAAGACGAACAGUUUAGAGACAGAGUGGGUUUUGUCAAUCAAAUGCCCAACAACAACUUGUCAAUCUACAUGAAUAACACUGUGGAGUCGGAUUCAGGCAAAUAUAUGUGCCAGGUUGUCAUGCCAGGUUACUCUGGACCUCCCAAGGAGCUGACGCUUGAUGUGAAGGUCCCUCCUGCCCUGCCUGUGUGUGUGCUGCAGGGGAAGCCAGUACUCAAAGCCAAUGUCACACUCUCCUGCCACUCCAGCACUGGAAAACCUGCACCCAAAUACAAGUGGUCCAAAACCAGCCCGUCCUCAGAGGUCUUCUUCUCUCCCAUGCUUAACGAGACUGCAGGCACUCUGAAGCUCAAUAACCUCAGCAGCAACAUGACAGGGAAGUACGAAUGCACAUCCUCCAACUCCGCAGGAGAGGGCAAGUGCUACAUCAACCUGGAGGUCAUCACCUCAACGGAUGCUGGGGUGAUAGCUGGUGCCACAGUGGGUGCAGUGGUGGGCUUUGUCCUCAUCGUCCUCUUCAUCAUUUUCUUAUGGACAAGAAGGAAGGACACAGAGGAAGAUCUGGCCAAUGACAUCAAGGAGGACGCUCAGGCUCCCAAGCGCGUCUCGUGGGCGAAGAGUGGCACAGGCUCAGACAUCAUUUCCAAGAAUGGCACUCUCUCAUCCGUCCACUCCAGCCCUCACCCCCGAGACACCCACAACCACUACCAGCACAACUACCCCCACCCCCACCCCACCUCCGACACGGCCUCCAUCAUCACUGCCACCGGCAGCAUGGCGGGUUACCGUCCCCGUCCCAUCGCUAACUUGGCCACCCCAGAGCGCACUCUGCCCGGCUACAACACUGAUCCCACCCUGCCCCGGCAGCCCCCUGCUCCCCCUAGCUCCAACGGAGGCUCCCUGCCCCGGACUGAAGCGACCCAGCCGCAGAUGCCACACCCACAAGCCCUCCCGACUGGAGUCAGCAUCGCCAACGUCUCCCGGAUGGGGGGUGUGCCCAUCAUGGUGCCAGCGCAGAAUCAAGCUGGCUCUCUGGUGUAAGGACAGUCUGUUUUAACAGCUUAGAGAUAUUACAGCGCCCCCUGCUGGACGCUACAGUGGAAAGAUUACACUGACCCGUGUCACCUGACAGGCGCCCAGUCGAAGAAUGUGCAGUAUGAUGUAACUUUCUUUACUGCAGUGAUGUUUUUUUAUGUUUUUAUAUACUAAAUAUUAAGAAUUUAUGUAAAAAAAACUACAAAUACAUUGUUUCAGUAACCCUAAUUCUGUUAUUUAAUAUAUUAUCAUUUAUUUUUGUUUUUUUAAUACUUUUAUGGAGUAUUAAAAAAGUGUUGCAGAGAAGUCUAACCUUGAUGUACAGUUACUGAAGCACACAUUAUAAUGGACAAGCAACUAUUCAGCUUUAGUUAGUUAGAAUGACUUUGUAUUUGUUGUUAUUACUGCAAACACUGUGCUUUAAUGAUUUGUUCUUUAAAGAUGUUGAAACACCUUGUUAAAACUAAACUCAAGGCCCAGUGCACAUUAUUUAAUUUUUCAUUGUAUGUUUUUGUAAUACAUUCACCUGCCAUUUGUAUAUAAGCAGCAGCAAAACAGGAGAAUUGUUUGUCUUUUUUUCACACCCUCGACAUAUAUUUGCCUUUAAGUGUUCUUUGGCCAAAUAUAGGAAAUAAAUGCAUAGUAGCUUUUAGAAAUGUUGCUGUUGUAGCUCUUUUUCCAACACAGAAUGUAGAAUUUGGCAUAUAAAAGUAGUAAAGCAGAUAUUUUGGUCCUUAUUUUCUUGUUUCUAAACAAAAAAGAUAGUAGUAAUGAACGUUGUAAGCUAAAUGGAUAUCUACCUGAACCUGAUUCAACUGGAUAUCAAACCAAAGAUAUGCUGUGUUAGUCACUGUUUUGUGAAUAGCUCUUAAUGAUCCAGGUUAAACAAGCAGAACUGGUAUAUUAUGUAGCUUGUGGCCGUUUGUCAUUAUUAUGUUCGGACCUACAGGAUUUCCAAAAAAUAGAACUGAAUGUGGAAUAGUGUAUUCUAGUGUAGUGUCUUAAGUAACAGCAAAGUAAGAUGAUCAAUAAUUAUGCUUGCCCGUUAGGUGAAAAGUAUUUCCUUUUUCAUUUUUCAAAUUUGUGAGAACUAAAAUAGAAGUCCUUUGCAACCCUCAAUGGUUCUGUUAGUGAUUCAGCAAACAAUGCAAUCUGUCCUCACUGGAAUUUGGCUGGAUAGCCAAGCAUUUGAUUCUACUAACCUUUUCUUAACAAACUCUCUUCACCAAAUGCUGUAUUAGUGGUUAUGUUUUUUGCUUUUUAAUGCAUUGAACUGUUUUUGAACUACAAAACAUUUCAUUGCGUGAAUGGAUUUUCAAGGCAACACCAACUGAGCCCCUCCAGCGAAAACCAUAGUCCAUCCUUUCUGGAUUAUCAUUUAUUUUGUUUUCUAUUAUAUUUUGUACAACCUUUUCAAAUUAAAAAGCCAAAUUGUGGCUUAUUUACAUUUUAAUAACCCCUUUAUUUUAAAUACAUGGCAUCAAAGUCAUACCAUGCUUAUAUGAUUAUUACAAAAAAUGUCACAUAUACUGUUGUUCAUUGCAGGACUGAAGUUAUUACACUGAAUGUUGCUAUAUUUUCAGUUCGUGAGCUGAAUUGCUGAACUACUCUCCAGCGGGACAUAUUUGUGUGUUGUGAAUGUUGGACAGGCACUUGUAUGAGCACAUUAAUUUACUGUAUAUGGCCAACCAUACUGUGUUUCAUGUACAGAAGCCAAACAAAGUAUAUUAGCUUUUAUUAAGGUCCAUUGUGUUCUGGAGGAUCUGACUAUUAUGUAUAUGGGACAUUUGCUGUACAUGGAAACAGGAAAAAAAACUUUGUAUUGAUAUUUUUAAUUAAAUGAGAAAUGUAUUGGUACAAUUUUGUUCUAAUCUAAUGACAGAUCUUGUCUCAUCGGUUUUGAUAGAAUUUAUUUUAUUUUGUUUUCAUGUUUAUUCAUUGAUGUUCUCUCACUAUAAACACCACUAUGCAUUAUUUAAAUACAUCACGCAGCCAUUGGGAAACCCUGUGGUGUCAACCAAUUGAGAUUGUUAGCCUAGAUCUAAUAAGUCUAUAUUUUAAGGCUAUAAAUCUGAUCUGAUAGGCUAAUAAAUAGCCAUAGUGUAACUUACCUUGGUCAUCAAACAAAAUGAUAUAGAAAACAGUAAAAAUGGUGACCACACAUUUUAUGCUGAAAAAAUAUCUUAAACUCAGGAAUCUAGAUAGUAAGCUGCCUUGCUGUCCUUAGCUUUCAGCUUCCUCCUCAUCUGGCAAGUCAUUUCAAAACAGUCCCCCAAAAAUCCACCCCAAACUGGUUGUAGUGUCUGAAAAGUUCCUCCCACUUUCAAGAAACAUUGUUAAAAGGGGGCGUUCCUAGUUUUUAAACAGAUGUAGUGAUGGUCACAUUUUUAAUUGGCCUUUAAAUGUAGAAUUACUGCAAGUGUUUAUGGGUUACUGGUGGUUUUAAUGUUUUGCAGUGCUGCCAUCUCCAGGACUGAAGAGGCAUUGCAUUUAACAUCAUCAAGCUGCACCACACCAAGACAAAUCCAUACAGAGAUCUAGUGUUUUCUUCACAGGGUUCGACAUUUAUUUGAACUUUGACUCAGCCAUAUUUUGCCUUCCUCCAUGCCCCUUAGUAAACAAGAAAUAUAUACAUUAAAGAUAUGAGUGCAUUAUGGCAUAAUAAAUGAGAGUUACACUAACUCAGUGCAGAAACUGCACACUCUGGUAAGAAA
This is a messenger RNA of Pygocentrus nattereri (red-bellied piranha), 4436 nucleotides long. RefSeq names its product endothelial cell adhesion molecule a (gene esama). Gene Ontology annotation, cellular component: plasma membrane; adherens junction. Bases 448 to 1728 code for a protein of 426 amino acids. Gene Ontology annotation, biological process: homophilic cell-cell adhesion. The transcript is spliced from 7 exons. Gene Ontology annotation, molecular function: cell-cell adhesion mediator activity. Lineage: Eukaryota; Metazoa; Chordata; Actinopteri; Characiformes; Serrasalmidae. The record is from RefSeq and is a predicted model, not a curated record.